Messenger RNA from Anneissia japonica, 3274 nucleotides. RefSeq names its product vacuolar protein sorting-associated protein 53 homolog. NCBI's taxonomy places the organism in Eukaryota, Metazoa, Echinodermata, Crinoidea, Comatulida, Comatulidae. Gene Ontology annotation, biological process: retrograde transport, endosome to Golgi. The record is from RefSeq and is a predicted model, not a curated record. Gene Ontology annotation, cellular component: GARP complex. The transcript is spliced from 20 exons. Bases 237 to 2732 code for a protein of 831 amino acids.
UUUCGCGAGCGUGUGUGUGUGUGGAGGGGAGAGAGGAGAUGAUAUAGGCCUAGACCUAAAUUUGUGUUGUUGCGGCCCUGUAUUGUUGUUCUCCUACUCUUUCUAAGGACUCGAAGCAAAGUACAAGCAUGGUAUAACUGCUUUGGAGUUUAUUCCUCUUAUUGCAAUUAAGACAGCAAUAUCUGUGGAUUGUUGUUUGUCGGGAAAGAAGUUAUUUGAAAAACCAUCAGUCAAUAAUGAUGGCAACCAAUAUGGAAGAUGAUGAAGUUGAUGUCAUUGAGGAUGACUAUAUGAAUUCUAUUGUUAAUUUACCUCCUGAGGUACAGGAAGCAAUAGAACAGGUGUUACCAAGUAAUGAUCCAUUAGAUAGUCCUGACUUCAACGCUGUAGAAUACAUUAACACACUUUUCCCAACAGAACAGUCUCUUGCUAAUAUUGAUGAAGUCAUCAAUAAAAUGAGAACAAAGAUCUACCGCCUUGAUGACAACAUCCGAAUGGUGGUCAGAGGUCAGACAAACGCUGGUCAGGAUGGUAGGGAAGCUCUGGCUGAAGCACAGAAAGCAAUCCAAGAAUUAUUCAAGAGAAUUAAAGACAUUAAGGAAAAAGCAAAUAAAUCAGAAGAAAUGGUAAAAGAAAUAACUCGUGAUAUUAAGCAACUUGACCAUGCAAAGCGCCACCUAACUGCAUCAAUCACAACACUAAAUCAUCUUCAUAUGCUGGUCGGAGGAGUCGAUACUCUUGAAUCUUUAACUCGACGAAGGCAGUAUGCAGAUGUCGCUAAUCUCCUGCAAGGUGUUGUUAACGUAUUGGAUCAUUUCAACAAGUAUGUGGGCAUACCACAAAUUCGCCAACUUGCUGACAAAGUGAAGAAAAUCCAAGCUGAACUUGGAGUGCAGAUUUUAGCAGAUUUUGAAGAAGCAUUUGCAAAUGCAAGUAAGCCAAUCGGAAAUCAGAAACAACUCACAGAGGCUUGUCUUGUUGUAAAUGUUUUGGAACCCAAAGUCAAGAAAGACCUUUUGAAGUGGUUUGUGAAACUCCAACUCUCUGAAUACCUUCAUUUGUUCCAAGAAAACCAAGACAUAGCUUGGCUGGACAAAAUUGAUAGGCGGUACGCAUGGAUCAAGAGGGCUCUUGUUGAGUAUGAAGAAAAGUAUGGACGUAUGUUUCCGCCAGAUUGGGAAGUCAGUGAGCGAAUAUGUGUAGAAUUUUGCAACAUCACAAGAGAUGAACUUUCUAAGCUAAUGCAGAAAAGGUCAACAGAGAUUGAGGUCAAACUCUUGCUGUUUGCCAUUCAGAGAACUACAAACUUUGAAUUAUUGAUCACAAAACGAUUCUCAGGGGUGACACUCUUACCCCCAGGGGAGGCUACCACACCGGUGGAUAUCAAGGCGAUGGAGGAGGAGGAUGCUGGCAAUAAUCCGUUUGAAGAAGAUAGUCAAAUUGAAGUGAAGACUAUUAUGAAACAACAACAGUCACCGUUUCAAGGAAUCAUAUCCGCAUGUUUUGAAGCCCAUCUUCAUAUUUACAUUCAGUCACAGGACCAAAAUCUGUCAGAGUUAAUUGAACGAUUUGUCACAGAUUUUAAAGCCAACGGUCCACCACGAGCUGAGUCUGAACAUGGUGGCGCUAUUUUUCCAAGUUGUGCUGAUUUAUUUGUCUACUAUAAAAAGUGUAUGGUGCAAUGUUCGCAGCUAAGCACAGGAGCACCGCUGUUAUCUCUCACAUCAACAUUCCAAAAAUACUUGCGCAUUUAUGCCACAAGACUGCUAAGUGGAAGCUUGCCUAAAGCUGUUGUGAGUACACCAAGUGUAUCAGGGUUGAACAUCUCCACAUUGUUGAAGGAAGGACUUAAAGAUUCCUCAACUGAGAUCUCAAAGUUCACCAGUGAAGAGCAGUUCCUUGUCUGCAGCAUCCUGUGCACAGCAGAGUACUGUUUGGAGACUUCACAGCAGCUCGAGGGAAAACUACGUGAGAAGAUAAAUCCUGAUUUACGUGAGAAGGUUGAUCUAACGAAUGAAGUAGAUUUAUAUCAUAAUGUCAUAGCAAACUGCAUUCAGUUACUGGUACAAGAUCUUGAGGCCUUGUGUGAGCCAGCUCUGACUGCCAUGAACAAGGUCAAUUGGUCAGUGGUAGAGGCAGUUGGUGACCAGAGCAGUUACGUCAGUGCAAUAACAUCGCAUAUUAAGCAAGUUUUACCAAACAUCAGAGACAAUCUAGCUUCUGCUAGGAAAUAUUUUACUCAGUUCUGUAUCAGAUUUGUCAACUCAUUCAUUCCUCAGUUUGUUAAUCACCUGUACAAGUGUAAGCCCAUCAGUACAGUGGGUGCUGAGCAGCUGCUUUUGGACACUCAUUCUCUCAAGACAGUACUCCUUGACCUUCCUUCCAUCGGGUCACAGGUCGCAAGGAAGGCACCAGCAAGUUUCACUAAGAUAGUUGUCAAAGGAAUGACCAAAGCUGAAAUGAUUUUAAAGGUUGUGAUGUCCCCUGCCGACCCCAGUCAAGCGUUCGUUGAUAACUACCUAAAGCUGCUCGAUGACACAGAUACUUCAAAUUUCCAAAAGGUCCUGGAAAUGAAGGGACUUAAGCGAGGUGACCAGAAUAUAAUGCUGGAACUAUUCAAAACUAGACUCCCAUCCCAGACUGCUGGUAGAGGGCAACCAGGCGUGGCUGCAGCACGUGAAGAGACUAGUAGAAUUAGAAGACUAGAGAAACUAAUUAAAAAGAAAUUGUAACCAAAAACAUUACGAUAAAAUGGAAUCAUGUUUGUAUUUAAAAUGUUUAUUGUUAAAAUUCUUGUCUUCUUAUUGCAAUACAAGUUUAUACUGUUCUGGCAUUCUAAUAAGGGUAUUUCAUAGUAAUGUGAAUAUGACAUUUUUACAUUUAUCAAUCCCCUCCCCUUUUUAUUUAUUUCCAUGCAAAAUACAACAAACUGGUUAUUAUGGAAGACUGGAAGAAUACUUUACAACAUAGUCAAAUAAUGUACAUUAAAAAUUACCUGUUUUAAUUCCUUCGCCUCUUUCAUGAUGCAUUAAAAACAUGUUUGUAUGUUUGCCAAAAUAUAUAAAAUUGAAUAUAAAAAAUUGAUAAAAUUAUAAAGGUUUAUGAUGUAAACUUAUUAGAUUGCCACUUUGAUGUUCUGUUGAAGUUGCAAAAUGUUUCAAUGGCAUUUUGGAUUCGACCUAGGCAAGUUCAAAUGUAUACAGUAUAAGUUUUAUUUAUUAUACUUAUAUAUAAGUUUGAUAUUGAUAUGUACUUAUAUAUUUGAUGUAUUAUA